AAAUUCAAUUCAAUAUAUUUCAUUUAUACAACAAAAUAAAAAUUAAAGUGAUAUUCGUUAUUUAAGAAAUUUUAAAUUUAAAUAUUUUAUAAUUAAAUUAAUAAAGAAGGAAAACAAUUUGCAUAAAAUAAUAAAAAAUAUUUUUUAAAAUUGUACGAGUGUAAAAUAUAUAGAAAUUGAUUUCAUUAUAUAUUAUUAUGGUACAAUUAGAAUGUGCCAAUAUCAUUAAUAAUAGCUAGCGGGAAUGGUGCUUGCGGCCAUAAUAAAUUUUAUAUUGUUAUGUCCGUAAAUGCGCCACCCCAAAUGAAAUCUCGCCAAAUGAAGAAUGAAGAAACAAAAUGUACGCACGAUAUCUUUAAUCGUGUGCACAUUUACAUAUUUAUUAGUUGGUGCAGCUGUAUUUGAUGCACUUGAAUCAGAAACUGAAAAGAAACGUUGGGAAGUUCUCCAAGCUAUCGAAGACAUGAUAAUAAAAAAAUAUAAUAUAUCAGCAGAAGAUUUUAAGGUUAUGGAAACGGUUGUGUUAAAAUCAGAGCCACAUAAGGCUGGACAACAAUGGAAAUUUACGGGUGCAUUUUAUUAUGCAACAACAGUACUGACAACAAUUGGCUACGGCCACUCAACUCCAAGCACAAUUGGUGGAAAAUUAUUUACUAUGUGUUACGCUAUGGUUGGAAUACCUCUAGGUCUUGUGAUGUUUCAAAGUAUUGGAGAAAGAGUGAAUAGACUGAGCAGUUUUGUGAUAAAAACGGUAAAAACAUCUUUAAGCUGUAAAGAAACUACAGCUUCCGAAUUAGAUUUAAUUUGUGUCGUGACAACCUUAAGCUCCUUAACUAUAGCUGGUGGUGCUGCAGCCUUUUCAAAAUUUGAAGGUUGGAGCUAUUUUGAUUCAGUAUAUUACUGUUUUAUAACCCUUACUACAAUAGGAUUUGGAGAUAUGGUAGCUUUACAAAAAGAUAAUGCUCUUAAUAGAAAACCAGAAUAUGUAAUGUUUGCACUCAUAUUUAUAUUAUUUGGAUUGGCUAUUGUUGCUGCAUCCCUUAAUCUUUUAGUACUUAGAUUUGUAACUAUGAAUACAGAAGAUGAAAGAAGAGAUGAAGCUCAAGCUAUGCAGGCUUUACAAGUAGCUGUUAAAUUAGAAGGUGAUGUUAUAACAGCAAACGGCUCAAUAUUGAGCGGUUAUAUAGGACAUGAAUCACAAUCAAUUGAUGGUGACAAUGGAUCCAUUUAUUCUUGUCAUUGUGCCUGUUUUAGGGCAAGCCGACAUAGAAAGCAUCAAUACAAAGUAAGACGUUCACCAAGUCACAUAGGUCAUUUGCUACCAACAGAAGUUAUGCAACUGAAAGAAUUUCCAAUAGACUCAGCAAUUACAAGUAGUAGCGAUUGUUUAGAUCGUAUUCGACCAGAAAAAACUUUAUUAAAAAGAAAUUUGUCGCUCUUAUCUUUUCGUAUCUAGUCCAUAAUAUUUAAUAUUAGUAAAAAAAUUUAAAUUUAUUGACAAAAAUAAUUUAUUAUAAAAUGUAAUGAAAAAACAUAAUAUAGGUAUAUUAUAUGUACAUAUAUAUAUGUAUAUAUAUAUUAUAAAUUAUGACAAUGAAAAAUAAGAAAUCAAAAAAACCAAAAAACCAAAAAAAAAAAAGAAACUGGACAUAAAAAAGGCUUUUAUUUGAAAAGAUUUCAAAAAUCUUAUAUAAAAGUUUUAUUAAAACUUAGAAAUAAAAGCAUAAAAAAUAUAAAUAUUUUCAUAUAAUUAAUAAAUUUUCAUGUACAUACAUAUAUGGAUUUAAACAAUUCGAAUAAAAUCAUACUGACGGACGGAUUAAAUGGUUUAUUUUAAAAGUGAUCAAAGUUCAUUUGCAAUUUCAAAACUCUUUUAUUUGCAAAACAAUCAUGAUGUCUAUAGUUUGAACUGAGACGAAAAAUAAAUAUUUUAUGAAGGAAAUUAACAUUUAACCGAAUAUUUUGUUACUUUGAACCUAAACUCAGCAAUAUAUUUCAUAUUUAUUUGAAAUGGACUUAGAACACUUUCAAAAUAAAUCGUUCAAUUAUAAUUUACACGUAAUAAAACAAAUAUAAAAUUUACUAAAAAAAAUUAUUAAAAAUAAACAAAAAAUAGAUAAAUUUUAUUGGGUGAUAUUGCGUUUUUACUUAACAUUAUUUGAAAGUAUAGACUAAUUAAUUGUAUGUAUAUGAUUUACAAUUAAAAUAUUUAUAUAUACAUUUAAACAGAGCAAAAAGGUAAAAUCUGAGAAUUUCACUGAUAUAUCUACAAAAUAGUGUCUACAAAAUAAAAAAAAAACACUUGAAAUUCAUACACUUAACUAUAGGUUAGCCAAAACAAAUUUAUGGUAAAAGUAUAAAUGUAAAAAAAUAUAUAUAUAUAGCUUUUAAUUUUUUUAGAUACUUUAACUAUUAUGCUAAAGUAUUGCAUAAAAUUAUAAUAAUACCUAACUAUAUAAUUUAUUUGAGUUACCAAAAUACCUAACAAAUUAUUUAACAAAAUCUUAUUACAAUUUUAUAUAGAUCUACACUUAUUUUAAUAAUUUAUGUUGAGUUACAUAGAUAUAUCUUCGAAUUUCGGAAUUACUAUAAAAACCAAAAAUGAAAACAUAAUUAUUCAAUGAAAUUAUAAAUAAACGUAAAUAAAAUUUAAUUACGGAUACAUGAUCAUCUAUAUUAUAUACAUACGUGUUAUAAAGCUUUAUUUGUAUCGAGACUUUACGGAGAAAAUGAUCUAUCCAACAUAGUUUGACCAAAUUAGAAAAAUAUGUGAAAAGAAUUAAACAAUUCAAGGGUAAUAUCUUUUUCUUAGUAUCUUACAACCAAAUGAACAUUUUUUAAUGUUAACUAAAUACUCUUUGUUGGUAACUUUUUUCAUGUUGGAUAGAAUCUUUUCUGCAUAAUUCCUCAUUAUAAAACUAUAAAAUGAUCCUUGAAUGUACUAUGUACAAUAUUUUUUUUUCCAAAAAGAUAGUAUUGUAAUGAGUUUGUAAAUUUAGCUCAAAUAAUUUUAUAACUAUAUAUUUAUUAGGAACUAUUACAUGCAAGAACAAAAAAAAAUGAAUUUUAUUACCCUAUAGUACCAGUUAAGUAAUGUAAACAGCAUUUGAAUACCUUUAGAAAGCGUUUUAAAUUAUUAUACUUAAUAUAAUUUUAUCUACUACUAUAAAUAUAAUAAUUAUUUGAAUAGAAAAAAUAAAUUUAAUAGAUUUUCAAAAUUUUAAUUACAUUAGCAAAACAAUUUGGCACAAUUUAAUUAUUAUAUAGUUAAAUAUAUACAUACAAUGUAGGCGUGUAUGUAUAUAUAUCUUUAACAAUACUUCCCUAUAACUCUAUAUGUAAUAUGAAAAAGAAUUAUUUUUUAAGGUACUUUAAUAGUUUGUAUAAAAAUAUAAAUCAAAUAUUUUUUUAAAAUUCACAUAUUUAAUUAUGUACUUAAAUUUUCUGAUUAACAACAAUAUAAAAAUAAUAUGGACAUACAUAGUUAUAACAAAAAUAAAAAUAAUGGAAUUAUUUUUAAAAUUUAUUUGAUACUUAGGAUAAACAUUUCAUAACAAAAAAAUUUUUUUUAAAAACCUUUCAGAUUUUUUGAACUUAUAAAAGGGGAUACAAAUAAUAUUCUUUUUCUUUUAUAAUUUUGAGUAAAUUUUUA
Condylostylus longicornis is the source of this 3652-nucleotide messenger RNA. RefSeq names its product two pore potassium channel protein sup-9 (gene Task6). Gene Ontology annotation, cellular component: membrane. Lineage: Eukaryota; Metazoa; Arthropoda; Insecta; Diptera; Dolichopodidae. The record is from RefSeq and is a predicted model, not a curated record. Gene Ontology annotation, molecular function: potassium ion leak channel activity. Gene Ontology annotation, biological process: potassium ion transmembrane transport; stabilization of membrane potential. The transcript is spliced from 8 exons. The coding region runs from base 326 to 1456 and encodes 376 amino acids.